Bombus pyrosoma is the source of this 819-nucleotide messenger RNA. RefSeq lists its product as uncharacterized. Gene Ontology annotation, molecular function: N-acetyltransferase activity. The transcript is spliced from 3 exons. Lineage: Eukaryota; Metazoa; Arthropoda; Insecta; Hymenoptera; Apidae. The record is from RefSeq and is a predicted model, not a curated record. The coding region runs from base 1 to 819 and encodes 272 amino acids.
AUGGACGCGAUCGAGGAAAAAGACGAAUUCGCGUUGGGAGUGGAGACUCGGAUGAAAGCUCCCCUCGAAUGGCGCUCGUCGGCCGAAUGUAGAAUAUUGGACUUGAAGGAGUCGCAGUACGACGAAGCUUUGCGUCUGAUCAAACGCCACUUCUUUCGCGACGAGCCUAUGUGCAAGGCGUCCUCGUUGCUCCAAGAUGAAACGUCGGUGAACGGUUACCUGGAGCUCGUAAGAACGUGGAUGAAGGACACGACAAGCCUGAUCGCUACCAGUAUGAAAUCUGGCCGUGUGGUUGGAACGGUUGUCGCGCGAAUUAACAGCGACCCUGAGAAAACCGACACUUACCAUCGUGCGCAGAUCCUGCAAGGAGAGAGUCUGCGCAAGAUCAUGCAUCUGCUGAAUACGUUGAUCAAGCAAACGAAUGCGCACAAAACGUUCGGACAGCAGGAGUAUUAUUGCGUGUACGUUCUCUGUGUGCAUCCGUCUUAUCGAGAGAAAGGCGUGGAGAUCGCGUUGCUGAACGCUUGCGUGCAAGUUGCGGUGUCUUUGAGAAUACGAGCGAUCGGUGGCCUUUUCACGUGCGGCGCCAGUCAAGCAUGGGCGCGCAGCAUGGGCUUCGAACUUCUUUCCGAGAUCCGUUACAGUUUAUGGAUUCUCAACGAUCGAAUCGUCUUCGACGAUCCAGGAAGGGGAAAUUACUCGGCCGCUAUGAUGGGCAAGUUGAUAGCGCCGGAAGAAGAAUCGCAGGAUUCGAAAGAAGAUGAGGUAUCGUCCGUCGAUACAACGUUCGAACAAAUAAACUCGCUUGGCUGCAAGUAG